AUGCAGACAAGAAAAAGAGCAGUAGGAAGGAACUCUCGGGAUCUUGCCAGCCCAAGUGUUUCAAGACAGCAAAAGAGCUUGGUUCAAAAUGUGCAUCUUCAGACCAAGAAAGUUACGGAGCUAAUCACAUCCUCUGCACGGAAGAAAAAAGUUGUAGGUUCAAUUUCAAAGGAAACUCAGGACCCUAUUAAUGGAACAAAUUUGGAUACUGAAAUCAAAUUGGUCGAUGAUGAUUCAAGUAUGUGCUCGGGCUACCCUGCUGAACAUGGAUUGGAUAAUUCUUAUGCAAAUAAGGAUCUUGAUGAUGGAGCAGUCAACUGUGACACGGAUACCAUAUUUUCUCCUUCCUUCCAUAUUCCAAGAAGUGUUGGUGAGGAAAUUUCAAGUGAAGAAUUCUACAAUUUCUUUCAGCAUGGUAACGAGCAGUUUGAGGACUGCGAAAAGGAAAAUAUCCAGAUUGAUGGCCCUGGUGGUGUUGCUCUUUCUCCUGAAGUUUCUGCAAUAUAUCUAUCCAUGAAAAAUUCAAAUCUGGAAUGCAUUGACGAGAACAAUCAGGAUCACAUGUUAGCAGGUGUUUACCAAGAGGAAGAGGAUACUGAAGAAUAUGAUGAUUUUGAUCCAUACUUCUUCAUAAAGAAUUUACCGGACAUAUCGUCAGUGGUACCGGCAUUUCGGCCUUUUCUAUUGCCCAAGCAAACAAGAAGCUGCCCAACCACCUCACUUGUGCUGGAUUUAGAUGAGACUUUGGUGCACUCUACUCUAGAACCAUGUGAAGAUGCAGAUUUCACAUUUACGGUCAAUUUUAACCUGACGGAUCACACUGUAUAUGUCCGAUGCCGUCCUCAUCUUAAAGAUUUCCUGGAAAGAGUAUCCGCACUUUUUGAGAUUAUAAUUUUUACUGCCAGUCAAAGCAUUUACGCAGAGCAACUUCUGAAUGUGCUCGACCCGAAAAGGAAAAUCUUCCGUCAUCGUGUGUAUCGUGAUUCCUGUGUGCUUUUUGAUGGAAACUACCUCAAAGAUCUGUCAGUUCUUGGCCGUGAUCUGGCACGCGUAAUUAUAAUCGAUAAUUCUCCUCAGGCUUUCGGUUUCCAAGUGGACAAUGGAAUACCUAUAGAGAGCUGGUUUGAUGACCGUUGCGAUACCGAACUGUUGUUGCUGCUUCCAUUUUUGGAAAGUUUAGUUGGGGCUGAAGAUGUAAGGCCUCUGAUCGCCAAAAAGUACAAUCUUCGGGAGAAGGUAGAUGCUGCUGUUUGUCCUUUGGAGUAUGAAAGAUGA
Molecule: messenger RNA, 1275 nt
Organism: Striga hermonthica
Lineage: Eukaryota; Viridiplantae; Streptophyta; Magnoliopsida; Lamiales; Orobanchaceae
Source: the annotation of a GenBank genome assembly